Molecule: messenger RNA, 1938 nt
Organism: Pimephales promelas (fathead minnow)
Lineage: Eukaryota; Metazoa; Chordata; Actinopteri; Cypriniformes; Leuciscidae
Source: RefSeq, a predicted model, not a curated record
GCUGAACUGGAGUUUGUGCAGAUCGUGAUCAUAAUUGUCGUGAUGACUGUGAUGGUGGUGGUGGUCGUGUGCCUGCUCAACCACUACAAACGCACCACGUGGUCGUUCCUGAGCCGGGCAAGUCAGGCACAGAGUCAGGAUCUCUCUCUGCAGCCGGAGGGUUCUUUGUGGCCAUCAGAUAAUGGGCUGAGACAAGGAGCAUCUGAGGUGGUGUACGCUCCUCAGCCAAGGGACCGUUUCACCGCUCCCACUUUCAUGCAGCACAACCGCUUCAGACGUUUCCAGCCUACGUACCCAUACCUGCAGCAUGAGAUCGACCUGCCACCCACCAUCUCGCUGUCAGACGGGGAGGAACCGCCACCGUCAGGGCCCUGUACACUGCAGCUGAGAGACCCCGAACAGCAGCUCGAGCUCAACAGAGAGUCCGUACGUGCCCCGCCCAACCGGACCAUCUUUGACAGCGACCUCAUUGACAUGCACAGUUCAGGGGGUGGCGGUGGGCCGCGACCUCCCAGUAGCAACUCUGGGAUCAGCGCCACCAGCUCCAGUACCCAUGGACGCAUGGAGGGCCCUCCGCCCGCUUACAGUCAAGUCAUUGGGCAGCAGCCGGGCAUCGUACUUUACCUCCACCAGCACAGCAAUAACCCGCCCCUCACUGUCACUGUGCAGACUCCACCCAGGGGCCGGACAGAUUUAAAUAGCCCAGAGAGCACAAUAGGUUUAAGCAAAGACAGACAAAAGGAGGAGCUAGUGUGAGGGGGUGGGGCUAGCACACGAUUGGCCAAUCGCGAUCACUCUCCACCCAUAAAGGGAACAGGUUCUCCCUCUUGACACUCCCGUGCACAACAGCGCUUAUGAUGUGUCUUUGCAAGGAAAAAAAAGAAGCAAAACCAUGUGUUUUUUAUAAAAAAUUAAGAAGCUGAGGAGCUGAGCUUACAAAAGAAAACAUUACAUUUGUUUUCUGUCAGACCAGCUGCGCUAAAACUGGGGUUUAUGCACUGCCUGGAGUCUCCCACCUUAAUUGCUCUCUAUUACUUGUGUAUAGCCGACAACUUUAGAGAAGGUCAUUCGCACACAAGACAGGCAUUUUGUUGUUGUUGUUGUUCUUCUCGUUGGUUUUAUCGUUUUAUCCCCCUUGAAUGCCCCUCUCCCUGCCCAACACGCACGUUGACGCACUAGCUGUGUGGAUAGAAAUUUCUUUUUCUUUUCUUUUUCCAUUAUUUUUUAUUUAAAGACCGAGAUCUGUGCAGCAUGAACAAAACAAAUGCGAAAAAGGGUGAAAAUCCAAAUCCUAGUGCCAAGGUUUAUUCGGAAGGUGUCAUGGGGCGUCGACUGUCUUAAAGACUUGUUCUACAUAUAAAUUGAAAACCUUUUCUGAACUUUUGCACUAUUGUUGAGGUUAAUCAGAGAAAUUUGGGAAUGGGGUAGUGGGGGUGGUGAUGUAUGCGUUUACUGUUUGUACUGUCGUUUUCAUGUAGAUCCGAUCAUAUGCUUCAGUGCGCGAGCUUUCUAUCGAAAGGGAAGUGAUCUCGUCUGUCUCAGCACAUGAAAAAUCUCUGAUCCAGCCUAAAAUAACCUUGGUCUAAAAGAGGCACAGAAUACAGAGAGUCUGCUCUACUCUCAUCUAUCCUCACCACUGACAUGUUCAGCCGCUUUCACAGACUACAGCUGAUCUGAGAUCAGUUGGCUGGUGGCACGGUUGACAUUUUGCCUAAAAAGAAACUGGCUUUAUUUAGAGAUCCAAACAGGUUUAACAUGUUAUGAGAUUGUCACUUAUUCUAAAGAGGUUCUCCAACUCUUUUUUUAUUAUAACCAUGUAUUUAUUAUAAAAAAUUAUAUACAGGCAAAAAUAAUAAAAUCUUAAUGUUAUUUUCUUUAUAGACUCUAGUGAGAAACUAUGAAAAUUCUUAGUUAAUCUCUGUUUAUCUGUAUGUGUGU